CCCCUCCUACGUCCCAUGCCUUCCUUAAUUCACCAAACUUGACACUGUGGCCCACGCUGGCGUGCUGGGGGGGGGUCACGCGUGGCAGACCCCGGGAAGAUGAAGACCCCCCCCACCUCCCCUCUUUUAACCAUCUUUCUUUCCACGACCCCCGCCCCCCUCCCCAUGCCCUCCCUUAGCAGAACAUCUGUCACCACAGGGGCUCAGAUGAAUGCAUUCUCCUCCUCCUCCUUGGCAAAUGGCACAGGCAGGACAGAGGAGGGCACCUCGGGGAGUUGGGGGGUGGCAGAGGGGAGGGGUCUAUGUGUGUUUGUUUGCAUGCAAGAGAGAGAGAGAGAGAGAGAGAGAGAGAGAGAGAGUGAGGGAGGAAGAUUCCCAUUGCAGCCUGACUGCCUGACUGUGUGUGUCAUGAGAGGACACACAGCUCCACACGCCUGCCUGGACUUUCCACAAGGAUUUACCCCCAAUGGACUAACACCUCCGAAAAGCAUUUUUUUGGCAGGAUUUAUUCUCCACAAUUUGGGAUUUUUAAAGGCUCAAAAAGUCAUGCAAGGUGUCGGAGCUGCGAGUGAGAUGUCUUCACUGAAGCGCUGAGCGGUGGCGACCCAGCAUGUAGUCGAGGUGAACAAGUCACUUCACGCCUGCCAACACUGAUCACAUCAUGGGGAAUUCCUACGCCGGGCAGCUGAAGUCCGCUCGCUUCGAAGAGGCCCUGCACAACUCCAUCGAGGCGUCGCUGCGCUCCAGCAGCGGAGAUCCGCAGCCCAUCUUCACGCAGCUCUACCUGAAGCCCGAGCCCUAUCCCGCCAGCGUGGACGCGGAUGUGAAACCCAAACCGGAUCUCCAAGGUGGCGAGCUGCCCGGCCACGAGCUCCUGACCAACAGCCACUCCUCCCACGAUCCGGAGGAGCUGGAGGACGAGGACGACUCGGACAGCAACAGCCCCCCGCUGCCGUACCUGCAGACCCCGGUACCGGACGGCAGCUGCACGAUGGAAGGAUUCUGCCAGGCCGGCAAGGAUCUGCGCUUGGUCUCCAUGGCAACGGAACCCAUCGACGUCCCGGCGGGCUUCGAACUGGUCGGCGCCAAGUCCCCCAGCGUGGCCGAGCACAUCCUGGUGUGUGCCGUGGACCGCCGCUUUUUGCCCGACGACAACGGCAAAAAUGCACUUUUAGCAGGUUUUUCCGGAAACUGCGUUGGCUGCGGCGAGAAGGGCUUCAGAUACUUCACCGAGUUCUCCAACCACAUCAACCUGAAGUUAUCCACGCAGCCCAAGAAGCAGAAGCACUUAAAGUAUUACCUGGUGAAGAACUCUCAGGGUGCUUUGUGCAAAGGCCCCCUCAUCUGCUGGAAAGAUUGCAAAACGCGUCAGCUGUCCAGCGGCGCGUCCACCUCCACGUCCAAACCCAGCUCGUCGUCCUCAAUCAGCAGCAAAGAAAAUGGCGCAACCAGCGGAAAUGGAUCAUCUCCGUUCUCCCUGUCAGAUUCUCCGCCCACCAGAAUGACGCCGGCCUCGUCUGUCUUUUUCAGCAGUCCUGAUCUGAGCCGAGAGUGUGGCUUCAUCAAGCCUCUGGCCUCCACGCCUGGAAACAAGACGCUCCCGAUAGUUCCCACGGCGCUGAGGGUAAACGGACCGACAAAUGGCUUGGGUGUCGAUGGGCGUCCCCCGUUACUCAGCCCCUCCCAGGUCACCUUAGGGCCUCAGGGCCAAGGGUAUCGAGCUGCCGACUCGGGAGACAGUCCAGUGUCAUCCGCCAUGAACUCCGGUCCUCCCAAGAAGCGCCAUCGGAGCUGGCAUCCCACUUCAAUCGUCCCGGUCCCGCCCACGGCCGUGCCCGUACCUGCUAUCCGCCCCGUCGUCUGUCCUCCGGGUUCUGUAUUAGGGGGCGUCUCUCCUCAGCCCCCGGGGCCGGGCGUCAUCCAGCCUCAGCCUGUCAGCGCCGGGGGGACGGUCGACGUCCCGGACAACCUGCUGAACUGUGCAGGGGUUCGCCCCGUCAUCCUCAUUGGGCACGGUGCCUUACCUUAUUUCUAUGGCAACGUGGGGGACGUAGUGGUAAGCCCCCUGCUGGUGGGCUGCUACCAGAACGGCCAGCUAAGCGAGAAGACCUUGGGGACACUGGGCCUCAGCAUCAGCCAGCAGCUCAGCGUGGAGACCAUGAUUUUGCUCACGUUACAGUACCUGGCACGUCUAGGUCCAGAGCAGAUCCCCCUUCGGGAGGAGCUGGAGCAGAUCGUCCUGAAGGCCAUGCUGUGCUGUCCGGGUGGUCCUGCCAUCUCCCCGUCCCAGCUUCCCUGGCUGGCUCGGCUGGAGGCCAGCGUCUCCGGGGGCGCGGUCCAAGUGGUGGCCGCCCACAAUUCGCUAGGCGAGGGCAUCUGCGAGUCGCUACGCUCUCUCGGCGAGGGUCCCCACCUCCAGCAGUCGCUGCCCACCUACGUGGUCAUCAUAUGCUCCUCCAAGAUGAGCGGAAAUGAGUUCUGCGUGCUGGUCUUCGGAAAGUACCAAGCGCGGGCUUUGGCGGAGGGCAUGCUCAGCACCAACGAGUUCCUGAAGGAGAUUAGCUACGAGCUCAUUACAGGCAAAGUCAGUGUGUUGGCGUCUCACUUCAAAACCACCUCGCUGGGGGACAAUCUGGACAAGCAGCUGGUGCGGUAUCAGCGGCGACGGAAGGGCCAGGUCAUCCAGCCCUUUCAGGGCGAUGUCACAGACCACAUCCACUCGCAGGAGGCCGCCAGCAUGUCACCACCUUCGGACAGAGAGCUGCUCAGCAAGGUCUUCCAGAUCUUUCCGACGCAGCUGAGCGUGGCGCGCCGCCUCCUGUCGCAGGUUUGCUCCAUCGCCGACUCGGGCAGCCAGAACCUGGACUUGGGCCGCUUCUGCAAAGUGGACUUCCUGGUUCUGGUGCCGCCUUCUCACAUCCUGGUGAACCAGACAGCGCAACGCAUCCGACAAUCAGGCGUCCUGUUCGACUUGGGAAUGGAAGAGUCGUGCUCGCCUCAGAAGUGCGACAAGUACGUGGUACGACUGGAUGCCGACGUGCACGCCAAGAUGGAGGCCUUCAUGAGAAAAGUCAAACAGAACCCGUACACGCUGUUUGUUCUCAUCCACGACAACUCUCACGUCGACCUCACCAGCGCUCUGUCGGGCUCCGUGUGCCACGGCGAGCUGCAGGGUCUGGCCGACAGGGUGGUCAACUGCCAGGAGGUCCUGGACACGGUCAACCUGCUGGUGCUGCAGGUCAGCUGCUUCCCGUACACGCUGCAGACCCACCAAUCCCGCAUCAGCGUGCACAACGAGGUGCACUGGCCCUCCAAUGAAAGCCUGCAGGGAUCCCUCUCUCCCGGCGAGUUAGCCUACUUCGGCCUGUGCGACUACAGCAGAUCCCUGCAGUGGGGCGUGGCCAGCCCCAUCCUGCGCUGUGACGACGCCUUCGAGAAGAUGGUCCACACACUCCUGCAAAGGCACCCCCACCUGCACAGCAUGGUGAUCCGCAGCUACCUGCUCAUCCAGCAGUACACGGAGGCCAUGAUGGCGCUCACCUCCUCGCCGUCGCUGAGAGACCACAUCACACCCGAGACCCUGGCAAUGGUGGAGGACCUGAUCAACGCGCCUGCCCGGGAGGGCUCGCAGGGUCGUGGCCACAUGCUGCUGGUGCGUGUGCCCUCGCUGCAGUUGGCCAUGAUGGCUCGCGAGCGUUUGGAGGACGUGCGCGACAAGCUCGGCCUCCAGCUGUGUUUUGCCGUGCUGCUCGGGAGCCCCGCUUCCGAGAUCAGCCUGCCCAGGAACUUCACCUGUCGCCUACGGGCCUGGCGAGGAUAUGAGAAUGAAGACUGGGUUCCACUCACCUACGAGGAUCUGGAGGGUCUCCCUUGUAUCGUCAUCCUCACGGGGAAAGACCCCCUUGGAGAGACCUUUCCUAGGUCUCUGAAAUACAGCGACCUGCGUCUGAUCGACUCCAGCUACCUGACGCGUACGGCCCUGGAGCAGGAAGUGGGCCUGGCCUGCACCUACGUGUCCGUGAGUGUGGUCCAGGAGCCCAAGAAGGCGGUGGGCCCUCGGGAGUCGGACGGGGAGAAGACCGCCGCCGUCGUGAACGAAGGAGACGAGCUGGAGCGACCUCAGAGCAACGGCAGCGCGGCCACCAGAACCUCAGGAUCCUUGGUGGAAAACGGGGUCAGUUCAUCCGACAACGCAGACGCCCCCCCGAAACCCCCCACCUGUGCACCGGAGGGAGCCGACACGUCGGGUCUCAAGCAGGAGUGCGACUCUGUGGGCGGACAGAUCCCCUCCAACCCUCCCAAAACUUCCAAAGCCCCUCCGUCGCUGUACUCCAGCUCGUCCUCGUCCUCGCCGUCGCCCUCCUCCUCGUCCAGGCAGCGGCCCAGCCAGUCCACGCAGUGCGCCCGCCACCCUAACCCGACGCGCGUGUCGCCGCGCACCGUCAUCAUGUCGCGGCCGGCGUACAACCUGCUGUCAGCUGACUCAGGCAGCCAGCUGAGCUCCUUCUCGCUGCUGCCCCACGCCGACGUGGCCUGGAGCAGCCCGCUGAGGCCCCCCGUCGCCUCAGGCCUGCACGGUGAGGAGCAGAGCGCCUACUAUCGCCAGUGGACCGUCGCCAAGCAGCACCACGCCGACUACGAGGCACCGACCACGCCGCACCCUCGACGCCUCCUGCUGAGCGGACCUCCACAGGUGGGUAAAACGGGCGCCUAUCUCCAGUUCCUGCGCAUCCUCUUCCGCAUGCUCAUCAGACUGUUGGAGGUGGACGUGUUCGAUGAGGAGGAGUCGGACGAGGAAGAGGCUGCUGAAGAGACGUCAGAGGUGGCGACGCCCGUAAACGCCCAGUGGCCUGACGUCGAGGACAUGCGCAAGCUUCCCUUUGACCCCAACCCCCGAGACUCCAAGUUCAGGAAGGCCAGCCCCGUCCACUGCGACAAGACGCCAACGCGCUCCAGAGUUCUGAAGGAAGAAGAUGGGAGGCAAACAGUCGUCAAGCGAGAGACCAAAUCCAUACGACUCACUCGGUUCGCCGCUCACAACCGCUUUCAUCACUGCGAGCAGUGUCACCACUACUGUGACGCCAGCCCCGCCACGCAGCUGUCUGAGUGCACCUUCCACGCCUUCACCUUCUGCUCGUCCAUGCUGGGCGAGGAGGUCCAGCUCCAGUUUGUCAUUCCCAAAGACAAGGAGCAGCACUUUGUCUUCAGUCAACAGGGGAGCCACCUGGAGAGCAUGCGCCUGCCUCUGGUCUCCACCAAGGACCCCGACCUGUUGAAGAGCCCCAUCUUCACGCCGACGACGGGGCGCCAGGAGCACGGCCUGCUCAACAUCUACCACGCCAUGGAGGGCGCCGCUCACCUGCACAUCCUGGUGGUCAAGCACUUUGAGAUGCCCCACUACAGGAAUUACUGGCCCAACCACAUCCUGCUCGUUUUGCCCGCCACGUUCAACAACUCCGGAGUCGGCGCCGCCCGCUUCAUGAUUAAGGAGCUGUCGUACCACAACCUGGAGUUGGAGAGGAACCGGUGGGAGGAGCAAGGCGUCAAGCGGCAGGAAGUGUGGCCCUUCAUUGUCAUGAUGGACGACUCGUGCGUGCUGUGGAACGCCCAGCAGCCCGCCGAUAACAGCGAAACGUCCGACGCCGGCUCGGCGCUCACCAACGUGUCCCUUAAAGCGGUACUGUGGCACAUGGAGGCCACGCCCAAGAUCCCCCUCUACGCCAUGUGCGGAGCCCGCAAGUGGAGAAGCAGCCUGGCCCGCAAGGCCCCCGGUCGGGCAUUCAGCAGGGGCCACCUGUAUGACUUCGUCCUGCUCAACGUGGAUCUGACCCAGAACGUCCAGUACGACCUCAACCGUUACAGUUGCGAGGAGGUGGACUUCAAUCUUCGGGUGAACAGCAGCGGACUCCUGCUGUGUCGCUUCAACAGCUUCAGCUUGAUGAAGAAGCACAUUCCAGUCGGUGGCAACCAAGACUACAUGGUCAAACCCAAACUCAUGGAAAUUGAGAACCCCGCCCCCAUCAGCCCUUCGCAGUACGUGUGCGCCCCCGACAGCGAGCAGACCCUGUUGGAUGCGCCGGCCCAGUUUCUGCUGGAAAGGUUCCUGCAGAGCUGCAGCCACCGACUGUUCCCCAAAGCUAUUCACAACCCGAACAACCCGGUCCUGUCCAUCGACAGCUACCUCAACAUCAGCCCGGAGAUAUCCGUGUGCUACAUCAACUCCCGUCCACACUCCACCAACCUCAACCACCAGGGCCUGGUGUUCAGCGGCCUGCUGCUGUACCUCUGCGACUCCUUCGUCGUCUCCGGACUCCUCAAGAAGUUCCGCUUCCUUAAAGGCGCCACCCUUUGCGUCAUCUGCCAGGACCGCAGCUCCCUGCGUCAGACCAUCGUGCGUCUGGAGCUGGAGGACGAGUGGCAGUUCCGCCUGCGCGACGAGUUCCAGACGGCCAACUGCAGCGAGGACCGGCCCCUCUACUUUCUCACUGGACGCCACGUUUGAACCAUCCCCCCCCCCCCCCAAAGAAGCAAAAGCCAGCCAUUCGUUCCAUCAAAUCGCGCCACAGGCGGACACACGCGUGUGCUCACUUGAUGAACGCUAAGCUAUGCUAUGGUUGUAUGUGGACUUUUUUUUUUUUCUUAACCAUGAUAUUUCCAUACGUGGACGUACAUGUAUAUCUCAGGGUUUUUAAAAGGGAAAAAUCUGACUUAAGCGAAUAAGAGUGGAGGAGGUUUUCUCCCUGUGUUUGCUUUCUUCGUGGCACCAAAGACAUCCUCGAUCGAGCUGCACCUUUUUCUUGUCCCGUCAUGCCUUUCACUGCCUAACAACUCCACACCAAACACUGCCUAGUGGACAUACGACCAUGCGUGCUGUAUACCAAGUACAUUAUUUGGCAUUUCUAAAAAAGCAGAGUGGGGAAACCUGCGGCACGUGGGCCAUAUUACGACACGCUGGAGCGUUUUAUCCGGCCCGUCGUGUGAUUCUAAAAACUUCAAUGGAGCUGAAAUUGGGGACACACAAAUGCACAUAAAUGAAUGAAAUCCAAUAUGAAAUGCUCAAUAAACCAGCUUUGCGAUGUCUUGAAUGACAUUACCCAAGCGCUGUAACUUAAGUUGAAGCCUAUAUCGUUGUAUCUACGCUACACCAUGACUAAGGCUUUCUAUUCUCUAGUGACUUUAAAGGAGACAAAAAAGUUUCACAGUUUAAAACAGUUCCCAGGGAUUUCAAUAACAUGUCUGUCAAAUGUUUUUGUCAAAAUACCCCAAAUAAACAGCAUUGUAGAGUACUUUCCACGCUAGCUGCAGCACUUCAUAGACUGCACUGCGUGUAUGUGGCACAUGGACACAUCACCAAAAUACCACCCAUCACUGUGUCAACGACUUCACCGAACAACGAGUACGUGCCGCUUAUCAGAGGCUAACCAUGCUAACUUAUGCUAACCAGUGCAACCAACCAAACUCAAUGCAGCUCUGCUUACCCUUUGACUUUGAUUUGACAGCGGUUGUGUCACACUCAUUGGGGGUGCGGAUGAUAGUGUUGAAAGUGCCUCUGGAUCUUCACCCAGCUGAGCUGAUCAGGUCAUGAGUGGAGUAGGGCUCGCUGACAGGCACAUUUUUCAGAAAGAUCGUUUACGAUCUACUUGGUUGUUGAAUUUCACAUUUAUGGGUGGGCAGGUGCUCCAGAGACCCACUAUACAAGCCAUUAAAAAGACAAUUUUCCAAAAUGUGUCCCCUUUAAACACGGGUGUUAAGCUGCCCUGUGUAUUCAAUAAAAUGGAGAAUGAAGAGGAGAAUUUCCUAUGUGUGUGUGUGUGUGUGCGUGUGUGUGUGUGCGUGUGUGUGUGUGUGUGUGUGUGUGCGCACAGGGUUUUCCAAAGUAUAUGCCUUAAGGAGAAGUGACACUCACUCAUGCGUGGACCAAUGAGAACGAGACAAAAAAGGGAAUUUCGCUUGAGCCCAAAAAAAAAAGAAAAGAAAAGAAAAACCAGAGAAUUAGACUACUGUACUGUUUAAAGUUUACAUUAUUAUUAUUAUUAAUAUAUUCUAUCAUGGCCACCACCCUUUCGCUCGCUGAGGGUUACUGAUGUUGUUUUCUUGUAUUUGUAUGUGCGUGUAACUUUUACCCAGUUUUGGUGUCUUUUUCUGUCAGCAAGAAGAAUCUACCUAAGAUGUGUCUUAACCGCGUGUCUGCAUACGCUCACCAGGGAGUUGUUAUUUAUUUCAAGCAUUAUAGUUCGACCGAUAAUCAUGUGGAAACAAGAUAUGUUUGAUUGCAUGCAUGCUAGGGCGGGUGAAUUUACUAAAAGUCGCUGAGGCGUAAAGGAAACGGAGUGAACUUGCACUAAACAAGUUGCCAAACCAAAUAAUGGAAACCGAUCAAAUCACACCCUGCCCCCUCCCGAAAAAAAAAAAAAACAGAUCGUGGUGAUCUGAAGUGUAUUUACCCCAAAAAGGUCGAAUAUGCAACUUACUCACACAAUCUUUGCAGAGAGAAACAGAACCGUGGUAGCCUCGGGAUUUACCUCAUGUUGUCACAGCAGAGCCGUGCUAUGUUGUCCUUGUUGUUCCAAAUUGAUGAAUGUAAUAAUAAUAAUAAUAAUAAAACGACUUUUAAAACCA
This is a messenger RNA of Phycodurus eques (leafy seadragon), 8619 nucleotides long. It is a transcript of the gene greb1l, whose product is annotated as GREB1 like retinoic acid receptor coactivator. The record is from RefSeq and is a predicted model, not a curated record. The transcript has 33 exons. Gene Ontology annotation, biological process: multicellular organism development; kidney development. NCBI's taxonomy places the organism in Eukaryota, Metazoa, Chordata, Actinopteri, Syngnathiformes, Syngnathidae. Bases 662 to 6502 code for a protein of 1946 amino acids.